Molecule: messenger RNA, 3218 nt
Organism: Pimephales promelas (fathead minnow)
Lineage: Eukaryota; Metazoa; Chordata; Actinopteri; Cypriniformes; Leuciscidae
Source: RefSeq, a predicted model, not a curated record
GUCUUUUAAAGAUGAAAGAUAUCCUCUAAACUUAGGGAAGAUUAACAUUACGUGUUAAUAUUUGGUGAUAACCUCUGUUCACAGAGAAGGAUUAGCAUUUUUGUGCUAGUUAUUUUGGUCAUCCUCUAAAAGUUUUGGAAGGUGAAAGAUCUUUUCCAUUUUCUUUCAGGGAAGAUUAGCGUAACAUGCUAAUAGUUUGUGUUGUUUGUUUGUUGUUAUUUUGUGGUGUUACCCUCUAAAAAUUUACUUUAGAGAUGAAAGUUUGAUCCUCUGUACAAGCAGGGAAGAUUAGCAUAAAGUGCUAGAAAUAUUGUGGAUAUCCUUUGGUCUACCAAAGAAGGAUCUAAACAAGUGUAGCCUCUGUUUGAUCAAAGAAAGUUUAGGUUUUGUGUGUGGUAAAGAAACUCACAAAAUGGUUAGGAAAAAAGCUAGGUUGGUUCCUACAACUGAGAAAAGUGGCCUUGCCACUCCAUUGUGGUCAGAUAGUGAAUUCAAAGCACUAUUAGGAGAACAAAUGAACCUAAUAGUUACUGAAAAAGUUAGGAAACAACUAACACAGAAAUAUGAGAUUCAUCCAGACAAGACUUGGUCGGUAGAUGACUGUAAAAAGUACUAGGAGCAUGUAUCAGAAAGAAAAACAUGAAAGGCAUAAUCUGUUGCCAUAGAGAGUUCGGUUUAGCACUAGCUUCACAACAGUCUGAGCAAAAGUCAGAGCUAGAGAAAGAGAACAAAGAGCUACGGGCUAGAGUUUCCGCAUUAACCAAGAAAUUGAACCGUAACAAAGAUGCAGAAAAAACUGAUGUGGAAGUAGUAAGUCAGCCUGAUAACAUCUACCCUGAUUUACAAGCAUUCUUUGAAAGAGAUGUAGACAUCCCAUCAGUAACUGAUAAGCAUGUCAAUUCAGUGAAUGUGUGUGGGGCUAGAAAAAGAUCGCAGGGAAUUGAAGAGUCAGAAACUGUUCCUUCCAGUGCUUCUGUUGUUCAUAUCCAAACUGUUGCCAAAACGCUUGGACCUAGAGAUAUAGAGAGAUUGUCACAGAGUUUGCCUUCAGCACGCACACAGUUUUCUGAAUUUAGAAGAGUUUUGAUCAGCAAAAUGCGUCUCUACGACAUGUCGUUAACAGAGGUCACACAGUUAAUGUCUCAAAUUUUAACUGAAUCCGAAUUCAACAGUUUUGAAUCUGCAGUGACCUCUGAACUACAACGUGCCAGUAGAAGUGAUAUGAGAGAAGCUGUUUUGAAAAUCCUAAAGAAUAUUCUAGGACCCAAGAUAGAUUGGUCUAGAAUUACUAACUGUGUACAAAAGAAAGACGAAACGGUGAAUGAAUAUACUGAGAGGUUUUGUCAGUCAGCUGUAACGUACAGUGGAAUAGUGGAUGAUUCUGAAAGUGUACUCGAUGACAAAGGACCGCUGGUCCGCAUCUGGUCAGAUGGCCUUGUAGUUGACUACAGAAGAGCGUUGCCAUUUUUAGAUCUGACUUGGUCUCACAGAACUCUAAGAAGUAACCUGGAAAGGUUGGCAGCAUGGAAAAAAGAUGCGAAUGUUAAAGCCAAAGUGAGAGUAGCAGCAGCAGCUACGUUUAGAACAAUCCAAACAGAAAGCAGGUGGCCAAAAAAAGAAGGCAAAUGUCACUAUUGUGGAAAAGUAGGGCAUUGGGAGAAAGAAUGUAGAAAGAAGUUGCAAGAUACAAAAAGAAAUGCCAUGCAUAAUUCUGGUCCUCCUCAGCCUGCUUACAACCCUGACGAGUGUUCCACAAGUGUCCACUGAGACUUUAGGACAGCUCGUCCAGGCUCUUCUAAGAGCACAAAAAGACCAGGAAAAAAACUAAUUGUUGGGGCUGUGAACAGCUACCUUUCAUCUGUAAUCCAUCAUAAUGACGAAAGAAUUUUUGUGAAAGGUAGCAUACAGGAGAAAGAGAUUGAUUUUUUGCUUGAUACAGGUGCAGAAUCUACUGUGAUUCCUACAAAAUUAGCUAAAGGUUUAAACAUCCCGUUCAAGAAAACCAAAUUUACUUUAACUGGUGUAAUAGGUGAAGAUUCUGUUUUGUAUGAAACCCCGCCCAUUGAGAUACAAUUUGGCCCGAAAACUCUGACUACAAAAUUGUUAUGUGCUCCAUUAAAUACAGGUGCAAUUUUAGGCAUGGAUCUCCUGAGACAAGUACAUCUAACUUUAGACUUGUCCCCAGAAUCUGCUAGCAUCCAAAUUUCCUCAGCACAAAUUUCUACCAGUGGGGAGAUCUCUCCAGAAUAUGCUUUCUUACAGAAUCAUCCAAUUUGGGCUAAAGACAAGGAUGAUUGUGGUUUGUUGACAGGUGCAGAACCAGUAAAAUUAACAGGAACUGCACCCCCCCGUCACUAAACAAUAUCCUAUCAAUGAGGAUACUAUUCAGGGGAUCAAACCUAUUGUAGAAAAAUUGCUGACACAAGGAGUGCUAGUUAAAACCAACAGUCCAUGUAAUUCCCCCAUAUGGCCCAAAAAGAAAUCUAAUGGGACAUGGAGACUCACAAUAGACUACAGAGUAGCCAAUAAACAUAUUGAUGUCUAAUGGAUUCUUUUCUGUACCGUUGCACCCUGACAGCCAGCCAUGGUUAGCUUUCACCGUUGACUAUGAGCAAUACCAGUGGACACGUUUGCCACAGGGAUUUCAAAACUCCCCAACCAUAUACCAUCAGGCUGUCAGAUGUGAUUUGUGUGACCCAGAAUGUGCGGUAAAACAGUCCACUAUGAUUCAAUAUGUCGAUGAUAUUUUGAUUGCCUCAACUGAUCACGAGGUACAUAAAACUGAAUUGGUAGCAUUGUUGGACUAUUUGCAUAAUAGAGGACAUAAAUGCUCAAAUUGCUAAACAGCAAGUCACAUUUCUGGGUCAAACAAUUGGUGCAGGGAACAGAUCCAUUAAACAGGAUAGAGCGGCUUCAGUCAAAACUAUAGCUCCACCUACCACCAUUAAAACACUCUGAUCAUUUUUAGGAACAGCAGGUUACUGUAGACCGUGGAUAGAAGAAUAUGCCUCGAUUGCUCAGCCUCUUUAUGACUUGUUGAAAGGUCAUGGUAAAGAUUCAGAUACUGUUUGUAUGGAAGAUUUUCACCUCAAGGCAUUCAAUGAUUUGAAGAGAGCACUAUGUCAAGCACCAGCAUUAGGAAUUGCCCAAUCUGAUAGACCCUUUGUGCUUUAUGUUCAUGAACACUUAGGCUUUAUGACUGCAUGUCUAAUGCAAGA